Trematomus bernacchii (emerald rockcod) is the source of this 1632-nucleotide messenger RNA. RefSeq names its product translocase of inner mitochondrial membrane 23 homolog a (yeast) (gene timm23a). Gene Ontology annotation, molecular function: transmembrane protein transporter activity. Lineage: Eukaryota; Metazoa; Chordata; Actinopteri; Perciformes; Nototheniidae. Gene Ontology annotation, biological process: protein import into mitochondrial matrix. Bases 302 to 931 code for a protein of 209 amino acids. The record is from RefSeq and is a predicted model, not a curated record. The transcript has 7 exons. Gene Ontology annotation, cellular component: TIM23 mitochondrial import inner membrane translocase complex; mitochondrial inner membrane.
ACCUGUCAGACGAACACCACAGAAGAAGAAAGCAGAACGUGCUGCUGGAGGUCAGAGGAUAGACGAGAAGACUUUCUCAGUAUCUGUAAAAAAAAAUCUGCAUUUUCACGUUUAAAACUCAGUGAGGAUUUAACAUUCACAUCAACAGGACACUGUCUACUGCUGUGAGUGAAUCCAGCAGCUCGUCGUCGACCAGUCUCUCUUGGAUUUUGAGUAUUACGACAUAGCUAGCUAGUGCUUGCUAACGGCUAGCAGCUCCGGUGUUCACCAGGUGAACCUCGGAUCUCCUCACUUUACAGCCAUGGACAACUCGCAAGGGUCGGGAGGAAUGAAAGGAGGUGUCGGGGGUCUCUUUGGAGGAGGUGAAUACUCCAACACAGAGCUCGCCGGUGUUCCCUUGACUGGAAUGAGUCCUUUGUCUCCUUACCUCAAUGUCGACCCUCGGUACCUUGUUCAGGACACAGAUGAGUUUAUUCUGCCCACCGGUGCCAAUAAAACAAGAGGGAGGUUUGAACUGGCUUUCUUUACAAUUGGAGGCUCCUGCAUUAUUGGAGCAGCAUUUGGGGCUGUAAAUGGUCUCAGGGUGAGCCUGAAGGAGACUAGAGACCUGGGAUGGUCCAAACCUCGUAAUGUGCAGAUCCUCAACAUGGUGACCAGACAGGGGGCUUCAUGGGCCAACUCUCUGGGCUCUGUUGCCUUGUUAUAUAGUGUUUUUGGCGUGGCGAUAGAGAAGGCCAGAGGAGCAGAAGACGACAUCAACACGGUGACCGCUGGGAUGCUAACUGGGAUGCUCUUUAAAUCCGGCAGUGGAUUGAGAGGUGUAGCCAGAGGAGGCCUGGCUGGUUUAGCCUUAUCUGGUGCCUACGCUCUCUACAGCAACUGGGACCACCUCAAAGGCUCCUCCCCCUCCCCGUCCUCCAGGCUGUACUAACCCUCUCCCACACAGAUCUGCUUUACAUUAGGGCCAAAUAUCUCUCCAGGACACAGCCUUUCACCACAGCGCUAAGAGGAAUUACACUCUGGUCAAAUGCAGUGUGCUUUUCAGGGAAGUGUGGGCUCUUCCCAGUACUCUGGUUCACUUUCCUUUCCAGGACCAUUCUGGGAAACAAAGGAUGUGGUUGAAAAGAAAAGGAAGAUUGGACUAAACUCCGCUGGGAAUCGAGAUGUAGACCGUCCUAUAACACCCCUCUCUCUUCAUUUAUCUGUGGGAUUCCUGUCGCUGAUCUGAUUAGUCAUAAGAAAGGUUUUUUAUAGAAGUGUGUCAUUUGUUAUAUUAUUGUUUAUGUGAGACUUAUAAGUCUUCUUUGAUGCUAGUUUUGAAAUCAAUUAACCUGUGAUAUAUGGGUUAAAUAAGCCAAAGGGUGACACCUGGUGUGUGUGGUUCACCUGAUGAACGACAGCAUGUUCUGAUUCUGGACUGAAAGACUCUUCUAGACGAGCAAAGAGAUUUUCAUUUACGAUGUACAAACACAAGAACGAAGCCUUAAGGUCAGUUCUCAAUACUGUUGUAUUUAUUGAAGCGUAUAUGCAGUGGUUCCUGUUUUACUGUGCAAGAAGAAAUCACUGUAAAGCUGUUGGUGUCUCAUCACACUCGCUGUAUUAAAAACUAUAUUAAAAAAAUGUUGACAAAGA